Messenger RNA from Dromiciops gliroides (monito del monte), 10097 nucleotides. It is a transcript of the gene GRIK3, whose product is annotated as glutamate ionotropic receptor kainate type subunit 3. Gene Ontology annotation, biological process: synaptic transmission, glutamatergic; monoatomic ion transport; modulation of chemical synaptic transmission. NCBI's taxonomy places the organism in Eukaryota, Metazoa, Chordata, Mammalia, Microbiotheria, Microbiotheriidae. The record is from RefSeq and is a predicted model, not a curated record. Gene Ontology annotation, cellular component: postsynaptic membrane; kainate selective glutamate receptor complex; plasma membrane. The coding region runs from base 496 to 3339 and encodes 947 amino acids. Gene Ontology annotation, molecular function: transmitter-gated monoatomic ion channel activity involved in regulation of postsynaptic membrane potential; kainate selective glutamate receptor activity. The transcript is spliced from 17 exons.
GGAGCCGGAGCCCGAGCCCGAGCCCGAGCCCGAGCCCGAGCCCGAGCCCGAGCCCGAGCCCGAGCCCGAGCCCGAGCCCGAGCCUGAGCCUGAGCCGGAACGGGUGGCUAGGCUGAGGAAGAGCGCAGCGCACAGCCUCGCCUAGAAGAGAGCUGGGGUCGGGUCGGGGUCGGAGUCGGAAUCGGGGUCGCCAGAGGGCGCGGAACCCGGCACCACUUGCGCAGCUGGCUGGCUGGCGGGCGGGCGCUGGCGGGCGGGCUUCCCAGUAAGAUGUGCAGAGCGCAGCGGGGCGCUCCUGACUCGCAGCCCCGCUCCGGACCUGGGCUCGGUGGCCAGGAGGCGGCGGCUACGGCCGCCGUGGUGGAGACCGUGAAGAAGGCGGCGGCGGCGGCGGCGGCGGAGGCUCCCGGGCUGCGCGCCGGCUGGUAGAGCGGCCGCCCCAGGGAGCGGAGCAGCCCGCCACGGCCGCGCCCCGGGGAGGCUCGGCGCCCAACGAUGACCCGUCCCUGGCGGCGUCUCCAGAGUCUGGUUUGGGAAUACUGGGCCGGGCUCCUGGUUUGCGUUCUCUGGAUUCAGGACUCUCGGGGAAUGCCCCAUGUCAUCCGGAUAGGGGGAAUCUUUGAGUAUGCAGAUGGACCCAAUGCGCAGGUCAUGAAUGCAGAGGAACAAGCCUUCCGAUUUUCUGCCAACAUCAUCAACAGGAACAGGACUUUGCUGCCCAAUACAACCUUGACCUAUGACAUUCAGAGGAUACACUUCCAUGACAGCUUUGAAGCCACCAAGAAAGCCUGUGACCAGCUGGCCCUGGGGGUUGUAGCUAUUUUUGGACCUUCCCAAGGCUCCUGCACCAAUGCAGUCCAGUCCAUCUGCAAUGCCCUGGAAGUGCCCCACAUCCAGCUACGUUGGAAACACCAUCCCUUGGAUAACAAAGACACCUUCUAUGUGAAUCUCUACCCUGACUACGCAUCCCUCAGCCACGCCAUCCUUGACCUCGUCCAGUAUCUGAAAUGGCGGUCAGCAACCGUGGUGUAUGACGACAGCACAGGCCUCAUCCGGCUGCAGGAACUUAUCAUGGCCCCCUCACGCUACAAUAUCCGCCUGAAGAUCCGCCAGCUCCCCAUUGACUCUGAUGACUCCCGGCCCUUGCUCAAGGAGAUGAAGAGAGGCAGAGAGUUCCGCAUCAUCUUUGACUGCAGUCACACCAUGGCUGCCCAGAUCCUCAAGCAGGCUAUGGCGAUGGGAAUGAUGACCGAGUACUACCACUUUAUCUUCACAACUCUGGACCUUUAUGCAUUAGACUUAGAACCCUACCGCUAUUCUGGAGUGAAUCUAACAGGGUUCCGGAUCCUCAAUGUGGAGAACCCCCACGUCUCAGCCAUUGUAGAGAAGUGGUCCAUGGAGAGGCUGCAGGCUGCACCCCGGGCUGAGUCUGGCCUGCUGGAUGGGGUGAUGAUGACAGAUGCGGCCUUGCUCUAUGAUGCUGUCCAUAUUGUCUCUGUGUGCUACCAGCGGGCCCCGCAGAUGACCGUCAAUUCUCUGCAGUGCCACCGUCAUAAAGCCUGGCGUUUUGGAGGUCGCUUCAUGAAUUUCAUCAAAGAAGCUCAAUGGGAAGGAUUAACUGGACGGAUUGUUUUCAACAAAACCAGUGGCUUAAGGACUGAUUUUGACUUGGAUAUCAUCAGCCUGAAAGAAGAUGGCCUGGAGAAGGUGGGUGUGUGGUGUCCUGCUGAUGGCCUCAACAUCACAGAGAUUGCCAAGGGCCGGGGCCCUAACGUCACUGACUCCUUGACCAACAGAUCCCUCAUUGUCACCACUGUGCUGGAGGAGCCCUUCGUCAUGUUCCGGAAGUCAGACAUGACCCUCUUUGGGAAUGACCGGUUUGAGGGCUACUGCAUUGACCUGCUGAAGGAACUGGCCCACAUCCUGGGAUUCACUUAUGAGAUCCGACUGGUAGAAGAUGGGAAGUAUGGGGCACAGGAUGAGAAGGGCCAGUGGAAUGGCAUGAUUAAAGAGCUCAUUGACCAUAAGGCAGACCUGGCUGUGGCCCCUCUGACCAUCACUCACAUCCGGGAAAAAGCCAUUGACUUCUCCAAGCCCUUCAUGACCCUCGGCGUCAGUAUUCUGUACCGGAAACCCAAUGGCACCAAUCCUGGCGUGUUUUCCUUCCUCAACCCCUUGUCUCCUGACAUCUGGAUGUAUGUCCUCCUUGCCUAUUUAGGCGUCAGCUGUGUCCUCUUCGUCAUUGCAAGGGGCCAUUGCUGUUUCCCUCAUCUGUUCCAGCACAUCUGGCUCACACUUGGACAUGACCUUGAACUUUCUUCCUCCUCCAGGUUCAGCCCCUAUGAAUGGUAUGAUGCACACCCCUGCAACCCUGGCUCAGACAUCGUGGAGAACAACUUCACUUUACUCAACAGUUUCUGGUUUGGGAUGGGCUCCCUGAUGCAACAAGGCUCUGAACUGAUGCCCAAAGCCCUGUCCACAAGGAUCAUUGGCGGCAUCUGGUGGUUCUUCACGCUGAUCAUCAUCUCUUCGUACACGGCCAAUCUGGCGGCCUUCCUGACAGUGGAGCGCAUGGAGUCUCCCAUUGAUUCAGCAGAUGACCUGGCCAAACAGACCAAGAUAGAGUAUGGGGCAGUCAAGGAUGGGGCCACCAUGACUUUUUUCAAGAAAUCCAAGAUUUCCACAUUUGAGAAGAUGUGGGCAUUCAUGAGCAGCAAACCCUCAGCCCUGGUGAAGAACAAUGAGGAGGGCAUCCAGAGAGCCCUUACAGCCGACUACGCCCUACUCAUGGAAUCCACAGCCAUAGAGUACAUCACUCAGAGGAAUUGCAACCUCACCCAAAUUGGGGGCCUCAUCGACUCCAAAGGCUAUGGGAUCGGCACACCUAUGGGCUCCCCUUACAGGGACAAGAUCACCAUUGCCAUCCUCCAGCUCCAGGAAGAGGACAAGCUUCACAUUAUGAAAGAGAAGUGGUGGCGGGGAAAUGGCUGCCCCGAGGAGGAGAACAAGGAGGCUAGCGCCCUGGGCAUUCAGAAGAUUGGCGGCAUCUUCAUCGUGCUUGCUGCGGGGCUGGUUCUCUCUGUGCUGGUGGCUGUGGGAGAGUUCAUCUACAAACUCCGAAAAACAGCUGAGCGGGAACAGGGAAUAACAGCAGGCCUCCUCCUCCCUCUUCCUUCCAGCGUUCAUUCUGCAGCACUGUGGCUGACGAAAUCCGAUUCUCCCUCACCUGCCAGCGACGGGUCAAACACAAGCCUCAGCCACCAGUCAUGGUCAAAGCCGACGCUGUCAUCAACAUGCACACAUUCAAUGACCGUAGACUCCCAGGCAAGGACAGUAUGACCUGCAAUACUGCACUGGCACCUGUGUUCCCCUAGGGUUGCACCAAGGGCCAGGGACUGGCAGUUAAGGCAGUUCCCUUAAGGCAGAAGAUGGGGACAGAAGGAAAGAUCCCCCUUCCAAGUCUGGGCAGUGAAGGAAGCUGGCCCCACCCCCACUUGCCCAUCUACAAUGAACCUACCAGACCCCAACCUGUGGUUAUGGGAAUUGGGUGGGUAGUGGGGGAAGGGGGAGCUUCUUUUUUGUCUCUCUAAAGCAGAAGAGACUAAGAUGAAGAAUGCAUAUGUGUCACACACACACACACACACACACACACACACACACACACACACACACACACACCCCUCAGGCUGAACACUCCCCAUCUUGUAGACAGGGAUUCAUACAGUGGACCCUCUGCUGACAAAAGGGCUCCAUGCCAGCAGCCUUCUGGGGGGAUCCCAAGUCUCCACAUUUAAAACUCUGUCCGGUGGGCUUCCAGGAGUGUGGCAAUUUAAAAAAAACAGCAACUAUUUUGAUUAAGGGGGAAUGGCCAUCAUUAUGGACAGAUGGACACCCACACACCCCCAGGACAGAUAGGCUGAAAGGAAGCCUCUGCUGUCCAUUGACUGCUAGCCUCAUGCUGAGUAUCCAGGAGGGUUGAGGCCCAUUGGCUUAGACAGAGCACCAUGUUGGUGAUGAUGGAAGGGCCCAGGAAGAAGCAACACUAUGAACUCCUUCUAGAUGAGACACCUCUUUUUUGAAUGGGCUGAGAGAACCAGAGUAGAGGGAGGUAAACCACGAUGAAUUCUUCAACAAGCUCUUCCAGACCCAAGGGGCAGAUGUCCUCUUGUCCCUCUUAGAGAAAGGAGAGACUCCAGCCACCAGUCCUCACCCUCCAAAGCCAGGCAGGAAGACAUAUAUCUUGGGAAAAAAACAGAUAGCUUUCAAUUGGGACAACCAAGCUAUUGCCAGAGCCAGGCUGAUAUUCAUUUGGAGCCUGAAGAUUUCAUUGGUCAUGUCUUGUCUCCUUUUGCCACUGAUUUUUUUCUGUCCCCCUCUGUCCUCUUGGGAGGACAAAUGAAGGAGAAAUGAGCUCUUGGCCCUGGCUAAUGAAGAAGCAAAGCUUCAUUUUUUUAGAGCAUAGAUGAGCCUUGGGCUAGACAGCAUCCUGUAGAGGCCGACAUCUGGGAACAUGGAGAGGACCAGAGGUUGAAGAGAUGACCACAAGAGGCCCUGACCUUCAGGACCUUUCAGAAACUGUGAGAGCUUGUUUCCAAUGGCAAUUCUGGGCAAAAUCUCAUCUCCCCAGGGUGGGAGAGGGAAACUGUGCCUAGAAGCAUUAACCAAAGACCCCACAAGGUGACCUCCAUCCAAGUCACCCCUCAGCUCCUCUCUUCAUUCCCCCUGGAGUGGUGGGGACACUGUGGUGCUUUGGGGGACUGGCCAGAGAAGUGGGCAACAGGGAAUACUGGAAGGAACAAAGUGUACUUAAGGAAGGCACGGUUGGUCCUCAGAGGCUCUUCUCGAGCAGGAGGAUUGCCCUACGUGGAGGGCAUUCAUCAGGGUGGGGGCCAGAGUGACAUGAGCCUUCCACAUCCAGUACCUGGCUUGAACACGAUGCUUCAGUCCUGCCCUCGCCUCCCAGCUCUGCUGAAGUGACCUUGUUAUUGAGGAGCUGAGUUUGGUCUUUGGGGGCUUCUCAGAAAAAAACAAGUCUCUGAAUCCUCCCACCCCCUCCCAGUCCCUAUUAAAGUGGGCAGACCCACUGAGGAUCACCCCAUGGUUGUGGGAUUAGGCAGGGACAGGCAAAGAGUCCCCCCAUGCACUACAGCCUAAACAGGAGUACCUUCUCUGUAGCCCAUGUGCUGAGGGACAGACCCAGUGCCUGCUUCCAGGGUCACCACAUGUCCCCAGCUCUGAUUGGGUAGACAAUGUUUGGGGCGGGCUGGGUCAAUUGACCCUGCACUAUAGCCAAAUGCAUUCACUAAUGAGAAGACAAGCCAUGAUGUAAUGGAGUUUCUUGGUAUGUGUGUAUACAUAUAUGCACACAUAUGUGUGUCUAGCUAAUGUCAGGAACAGGGAAGAACAAUCAGUAAAUCAGAGUCCUGUUGAUACUUCUUUGGUGAAGGAAAAUGUUUCCUAAGAGACUGUGUUUGGAUUUCAGGUGCCAGCACAUGAAGUGCAUGAACAUUUGGACUAAGUCUAAGCCAAGCGCUUGAUUAUUAACUCAUGGUCACUCAUCUUAUUAUUUUUUAAGUGAAUUAACAGGACCCUAAAUAUGGAUUUGUCUAAUUGCUCUUCCCUUUGUGUUUAUUAGCCACUACUUAUCAUUAGAAUAUAUUUCAUAGAAUACAUGCAUACACAGCCAUAUAUAAAAUGGGUGUGUGUGCUUCAAUAUAUUCUCACAGCAGUGUGCAAAAAGCACUUUAAGUGAGAUGAUUUGUGUGUGGCAUUUCCGUGAGAGAAACAAGGAACUAUCACAAUAGUUAGGCAAACCUUCUUCAAGUAGUCAGGUGGUUUCUGGUUUUCUUUGCUGGCAUGGAAUGAUGCUCCCAUGUAUUUAUAUGUUAAGAGUUUAUAUCCUAGACCAGAGAGUCAUAGAUCUGGAGCUAGAAGGGAGGUCAGAAGCCUACAUCAGGUUAGCAUCCAGCAUUAGCCAGUGAGGAUGGAUGGCUAAUGUCCAAUGUUCCCUGUAAACUCGAAUCUCUGAAAACUUUGUUACAGAGGUGUGUGAUUCUCAAGAUCAUAUCAGGAAAGACACAACCAGGAAAGGAAGGUAUGUUUUCACCUUCAAGGAGUGGUUUCUUAGUGCUCAGGUUUGCAGAAUGUAUUGGACAUUAGCCAGAUCAUUAGGGGUUGUAAUGCACAUCCACACGAUUAAAAUGUCAAGAGAUAGUUAAACAUUCCAGUUUGCUGGUGGAAAAACCCAGGUUUGGACAGGCCCCUCAUCUUGACCACUUGUCCCAGCAUCAGUCUUUCCUCAGGUUUCUGGAGUCACCAUCGAUCUCCCAUAAUCCAGAUAUUGUUCUAUACUUUCUUGGCCAAACUGGCCAAUUUGGCAUCUGACAGUGAGAUAAAUUCCCCAGAGACUACCUCCCCUCCCUUCCCCUCCACUCUCUUUCCUUCCUCCUAACACUGCCUGCCAUUCAGAACUCCUGUUAUUUGGACCAAUGAGGGAGAGCCCGGGAAGAUUUCUUUAUUGAGCCUGCUCUAUCAGCCCAGCCUCAAGAGCAUCUCUGGGAAAGAAAAGACCUUCCUCAGCCAAUAGCCUGGAGAAGGCAGCUCCUUCAAGUGACAAGAAUGGCCUCUUUCUUAGUGGAGCCACAUGGCUGCCUCCUUCAGAAAGAAUACUAGAGCCUGGGACCCGGCAGGCAGGAGGAGAGUUGGCCUAGUUUGAGGAUGGACUGAGAGAUUAGCCAUCAGUGGGAUCCGGGAGCUGUGCCCCUUCCCUAAACAAAAGAAGGAGGCAGAAACUAAUCACAGCAGUAGACUGGCCAGUCCCUGGUCGGGGGCUUCUACUCCUCCCCUUCUUUCUCCUCCUUUCUCUUUCUCCCUUUUGUGUGUGUGUGUGUGUGUGUGUGUGUGUGUGUGUGUGUGUGUGUGUUGGGAAGCCAUGUUUGGGGAGGGGCUGGGAGAGGCAUUUACUAUUCAGGCUUUUUGCAAAUUCUUCUCCAUCACCCAGCAUGAAGUAGCUGAUCCCUUCCCCCAGAUGCUCCAGCUGUGCAAGCAGACAUCUGGAAUUAACCCAGCUGCCUUCAGUAGCAGAACCUCCUGCUGGUGCCCUUCGCCCGGACCCUCCUCUUAAUGCUAGUCUUGAAGACAGCAGCAGUGGGACGAUGCUUCAUUUACAGUCCUUGGGCAUUGCUUCAGGAGAGACAGCAACUCCCAAAACUUUUCUUUGGUAGAAAGCAAAGUUCUGUACUAUAUAUAUAUAUAUGAAUGUACAAAGAGAUAUAUAUAUAUACAUAUAUAUACUGUAUAUAUAUAUGCACAGUGUAUAUAUACUGCAUAGCACAUCUGUAUAUGUACCCCCUCGCACACACGCUCACAUGCCUGCUGCGUGUAUACACACAUGCACGCGCACACGCGCGCGCACACACACACACACACACACACACACAGUGUAUAUAUAAUAUGGCCAGUAAAACUUGGAUGAUGGUAAUUCAAGGACCUCCAAGGAGUAUUUCUUGCCCAGAUGCCUGCAGACCCUUCCCAGAUACAUUCUGGGGAACAUGAAGACUGCAGACUAUGAAAGGCCAAGAGCAGAAUCCACUAUAUUGAGGGGAUGAGCCAGGCACUCUGGGCAGCCAAACCACAAGAGAGGGACCUGGGAAGUUCAACUCCCCCCCAAGCCAGUGCACAGGCUACCUGUGGUACCUACUUUCUCUCCUUGCCCUCUCCUUUCCCCACUUUCUUCCUCCCUGCCCCCCUUCUGCUGUCCACUCCUGGCCAUGUCCCCAUCACCUUGUCCUGCCUUCUGGGUCCCUCCCAUUGCUGUAGUUGGGAUUGAUAAGCCUUAGUGCUAGCUCUUAGGGUGCAGGAGAAGGUUUCCAGGGGUCCUCUGUGCUCUUCCCCAUUCCCAGUCUUGGGGUGUGUGGCUAGAAGAAGACAGAUUGGUGGUGGCCUGGCCAAGCUGUAUCCUUCUUUUUUUUUUUUUUUUUGCGGGGCAAUGGGGGUUAAGUGACUUGCCCAGGAUCACACAGCUAGUAAGUGUCAAGUGUCUGAGGCCAGAUUUGAACUCAGGUACUCCUGAAUCCAGGGCCGGUGCUUUAUCCACUGUGCUAUCUAGCCGCCCCCCGAGCUGUAUCCUUCUGUGAUGUGGCCUCUUCAUCUCUCAUGACCAUCAGGGAAUGGGCAGGGAGGGAGAGCAAAAGGAUCUAUGGUCCACUUUACCUUCUUGUGGUCAGCUAGAAGAAGUGAGUGGUCAGGUCGUCUUCCCAUCAUUCUUAUCCCAUAUUCAUGCAUACAACCCAACAUAUACACACACACAUGCAUAAACACACACAUACAUCUAUUAAACACAUAAAUUGUUUCUCACUACUCCACUUAAUCUCAAAAUACCAGCCCAGGGCUGUAAUCCCAAAUGAGGAGAAACCCCAGAACAGAGGUUUGCAUCCUAUCUGCCCCACCCCUUUCACAUUAGAACUCACAGAAUUGAAUAGGGAAGCCCUAUUGUGUGGACUACUGAGGCCUGCAGAGAAGGUUACAGAUCAGCAGCAGGGCAGUGGUGGACCUGGGGGUGUGAGCCGAGGUAUCCUCCCUGAUCAGCCCCACUUGCCUUUCUUAGUCCUGCAUGAACCCAAAGGUCAAAUUUCCUUUUCUCUCCUAUGUAUGGGGGAAGGAGAUGGAGCCUCAUCUAAUUUCCUCUGCUGCCUCCAGGGUGGGGUCUCCAUCUCUGGGUGGAUUUUAGCUUUAUAGGGAGAACGGUCCAUCCCCUUGUUCACUAGAACCCCAACUCUGCACCACAGAAUUUUGGGGGGCACGGCAAAGUAUGGAAUCAUCCCACCCCAAGGGAAUAGCUUGACUAAACUAAAUGCUCCCCAAAGCCAUAUACUGGACAUGGCAUCACCUCACACAAACUCAACACAACAAAGCACAGUAACUAUAUGUGAACUACCACACUACAGCUUGCUUCUCUCUGUCUGUCUCUCUCUUCUCUCCCCCUCCCUCCCUCUUUCUCAUUCCUCCUACACUCUCUUCCCUUUCCUCCCUUCUCCCCCUUCUCCUCUUCUUCCCUGUCUUUGUCUACCUCAAUCCCUCUAACUAUUCCCUUGCUUUUCCUCCUUCCUUUUUCUUUCCCUCUUCCCCUCCCUCUGUUCUUUCCUUCUUGCCUUUCUGUUUCUGUCUCCCUUCCUCUCAUCCUCUUCUCUGUGUGUCUCUAUCUCCCUUCUCUCAUCUCCUUUCUUUCCUCUCCUCUUGUGUCUCUGUCUCUGUCGCUCACCACUGCUUUUUAUCACCUCCAUACUCAGCUACUAGUUUCCUUCUAUGCCUCUCAGCCUCCAUCCCUUUCCCUCAGCCUACCUGGACCUCCCCAAUUCCUAUGGCUCUCCCUCAGUAAUGUCUGCUGUUCCUGUCUUGGUGGGACAGGAGAUUUUGGUUGGUUUCCCUCCUCUGCCCUUUGGUCAGGGCUCUCUGGGUUUGAGGCUGCCCCUAAACCUUCAGGAAGGAACAAAGAAAAACUCUUCGGGCAGCCACGGUUCAGAGGUGCCUGAUGAGUAGAUCUUCUGAGAGUUCUACCAGGUCUCAACUGGCCUGCCUUGACCUUGUUCCUGGGCACAUUGACAGUAAAAUAUGGUAAGGACCACCACCUGGCUAGGCCUCCCUGGAUGGGCCCUUAAGGAUAAGAUCUGUGCUUCUAUCAUGCAGUGGGGCCUGGCCCAAAGCUCCUGAGUCUGCCUUCCCCUGGCUCACUUAUUCGCUUGCUAGCUAGCUUGUUCACUCUCUCACUGGCUCUUGCUCACUCCAGCCCCUGCCCAAGGGCCUGUCCUGGCCUACCUUUUGUCCUUCCUUCACUCGAUGGUCUCUGGGCCAAUCAGGGGAUGCCCUUUGUGGACAUGCAGAAUUUCUAUGAAUAUAGUUUUUUGUAAACAUUUUGUAAUGAUUUUGGUUUCAUAGUAACUGUGUUACUUGCUAAUCAUUCUAGGCCCAUGUAAAUAAAUUCCCCCCCAAAUCUGUUGAUUUCCUUUUUAAGACACUGUGAAAUAUCAAAGUACACAGUUUGCUGUUAUGAGGUAAUAUGGUUUUAAAUUUUAAAUAAUAAAAAAGAUUUCUAGAAAAUA